Xyrauchen texanus (razorback sucker) is the source of this 5113-nucleotide messenger RNA. RefSeq names its product activated CDC42 kinase 1-like. Lineage: Eukaryota; Metazoa; Chordata; Actinopteri; Cypriniformes; Catostomidae. Gene Ontology annotation, molecular function: protein tyrosine kinase activity; ATP binding; protein serine/threonine/tyrosine kinase activity. The record is from RefSeq and is a predicted model, not a curated record. Gene Ontology annotation, cellular component: extrinsic component of cytoplasmic side of plasma membrane. Bases 306 to 3527 code for a protein of 1073 amino acids. The transcript is spliced from 17 exons. Gene Ontology annotation, biological process: negative regulation of epidermal growth factor receptor signaling pathway; signal transduction; regulation of keratinocyte differentiation.
UGAACGGCCUCUUAUCAGCUCAUUCUCUUUGUUUAAAACAGCCAUAUGACUUCCAAGUGACUCGUUUUAGAGUCUUGUUUGCUUUUAAAUAUAUAUGACCAGAAACUACAUGAUUGUGAGAUCGGACCACUGCACUAGAUGGUUGGAAUCAAUGCAGACAGAAGGAGCCUUGAUUUGCCUCAUAUUUGCCUGUCAUGGAGCUGUCAAACUCUGGACAUUGGUGGACCGUCCCUGACAGCUUGAAUUCAGUGGGCAAUUUCUGCAGACCUCAGGACUGACCCCAAAGCUUGCCAGACGGAGGAAAAAUGCAGUCUGAUGAGGGUACGGAGUGGCUUGUAGAGCUGCUGACAGACGUGCAGCUCCAGCAGUACUUUCUGCGUAUCCGUGAUGACCUCAAUGUCACACGCCUCUCACACUUCGACUACGUCAAAAAUGAGGACCUUGAGAAAAUUGGAAUGGGCCGUCCAGGUCAGAGGCGGCUGUGGGAGGCAGUGAAAAGGAGAAGGGCCAUGUGUAAACGCAAGUCAUGGAUGAGCAAGUCUUUGUGCUUGGGCCAGCAGGUGUUCACUGGGAAGCGGCCUGACUCAGAUUCCCAGACCCCAGUGGCAUUCCGCAGUGCAUCCCCCUCAUCGACCCAGCCAGACGGCCAGCCAGCAGAUCUCACUUGCCUUAUCAGCGACAGAGACCUCACCCUGUUCGAGAAACUGGGAGAUGGCUCCUUCGGAGUGGUGAAACGUGGAGAAUGGCAGGCUCCCUCAGGAAGAGUGCUCAAUGUGGCUGUGAAGUGCCUGAAGUCAGAUCUGUUGGAGCAAGGUGAAGGUCUGGAUGACUUCAUAAGGGAAGUGAACGCCAUGCACUCCCUGGACCACCAGAAUCUCAUUCGUCUGUAUGGUGUGGUCCUCACACACCCCAUGAAAAUGGUGACAGAGCUUGCCCCAUUGGGUGCUCUGUUGGACCGCCUGAGGAAGCGGCAGGGUCAUAUUUUGAUAUCAGUGCUGUGCCACUACGCGUUUCAGAUCGCCUGUGGCAUGGCUUACCUCGAAUCCAGACGAUUCAUCCACAGAGAUCUGGCAGCACGCAACAUCCUCUUAGCCUCCAAUGACCUUAUCAAGAUCGGUGACUUUGGCCUUAUGAGGGCCCUGCCUAAGAACGAUGAUCAUUAUGUAAUGCAGGAGCACCACAAAGUCCCUUUUGCCUGGUGCGCUCCCGAGAGCUUGAAGACACGUACCUUCUCUCAUGCCAGUGAUACUUGGAUGUUUGGAGUAACAUUGUGGGAAAUGUUCACUCACGGGCAGGAACCAUGGGUUGGGCUCAAUGGCAGCCAGAUUCUCCAUAAGAUCGAUAGGGAGGGAGAGAGGCUUAUCAAACCAGAGGACUGUCCACAGGACAUUUAUAAUGUUGUGCUGCAGUGCUGGUCACCUAAACCUGAGGACAGACCCACAUUUGUGUCCCUCAGGGACUUCCUAGUGGAGACAAUGCCCACAGACAUGAGGGCACUGCAGGACUUUGACGAGCCAGACAAACUUAAAAUUCAUACUAAUGACAUCAUCACCAUCAUAGAGGGCAGAGCAGAGAACUACUGGUGGAGGGGUCAGAACAGACAGACUCUGAAGGUGGGACAGUUCCCUAGGAAUGUGGUGACCUCUGUUGCUGGCUUGUCUGCUCACGACAUCAGCCGACCCCUUAAACACAGUUUCAUCCACACAGGCCAUGGGGACACAGACCCACACCGUAGCUGGGGCACACCUGACAAGAUCGAUGAUUUGUACCUUGGAAAUCCCAUGGAUCCCCCAGAUGUUCUUGGGCUGGACUCAAGUGCUGCGAAGCCCACUAAAUUACCAAACCGGGCAAAAAAACAACCUCCUCCUAGGCCUCCUAAGCCAGCAGUUCUUCUUAAAAAACCAUUCUACGAUUCUGUGCUUGACGAUGAUCUAAUAGUCACUGGUGUGAAGACGUUUUCUCUUAAGACACCUACAUACCUGGGUUUGCGCCUCCGCCCUUGGGAAAGCACCAGCCCGAGCGACCGCCUUAGCGAAGUCUCCCUCAUUGACUUUGGAGACGACAGUUUCAGCUCUGCUUCACCAUCCCCCAUUACAGAGACACCCAAUCCCAGCAUGCCGAAACCGCCCUUGUCCUCCACCACAUCCCUCCUGGACAUGGUGCCACCACAGAGCCCCAAUCGUGCUCUGCCCAACCCCAUGCACCCUACUCCAGUACUGGAUUGGGACAUACGGCCCCUGCCUCCUCUUCCGACUUACGACGAGGUGGCUGUUGAAUGUGUGGAGCAGGAGGACAUAGAGGUGAGCUCCAUUAACGCAUCAACGGUGCAGGAAGACACUGGAUCUGAACAAACACAGCCAUCAGAAGAAGAAACCAAAACCGAUGGUAAGCACAGCAUAGAGGACAAUCUCUUUCUACCAUCCAAACAAUCUGAGGAGAGCCACUCAUUUUCACAAUCUACAGACAUCUUCAAAGAUCUACAGAGGGAGGUUAUGGUGAAGCUUCGAGUCCCUCCAACAGGACGUUCCCUCCCCUCUUCACCCAUUCCUUCAGCCCUUACCCCACACCGCCAGAUAAUCCUGCCCUCCUCCUAUGAGGACAAGCCUCAGAUACCCCCCAGAAUCCCCAUUCCACCCAUGCGGCCCUCAAGGCGUGCAGGAAUAUACAAUAGCAGACUGUCCCUUGGAGACCGUGAAGAUGACAGCUGUUGUCCACCUCAGAUACCCCCAAGGGAUCAUGCGUUAUCUCAGCCCAGCUCCCGGGCCCCGAGUCCCAUGGUACCGCAGGGAGGCUCCCCUCAACAAAGAUCUAAUCUCUGCUGCGUUGGGUCUUUGGGAUCCUGCCUCUCGCCAUCAUCAUAUUCUUCUGCACCAUCCAGCUCCUCCACGACCUCCUCCAUGACCACUUCCACAUCCACCACCAUCAGUUUGAAGAGUAGUUCUCCGUAUGGCUCUACUGAAGUGGGGCAGACCCAGUCCAAGAGUCCCUGCAUCUUGCCUAUCGUGUAUGGUGGUGUAAAGGCCAGCAGUACUCAUUAUUACCUGCUACCAGAGAAACCUGCCUACUUGGACAGGUAUGACAGGUUCUUGAAUGACAAGGAGGGAAAUGAUGAGAAAAGAACUACAAAUAUGGCCACUGUGAGGCCUAUGGUUCAACAGCAAGUCAACAAGCCCAGCGUUUCCCCCGGGCACACCAGUAACAGUGGGAGCUCCUAUAGUCUGGCUUGGCCGAACAGCACCUCGCAGGCUGAGACAGCUACGCAAUCCAGUCUGUACAACCGAGAAACAGUACAACAAGUGCAGGAGGCAGUACAUGGAGUGACUGUAGAGGAGUGUCAAACAGCCCUUCAGACUCACAGCUGGAACAUUCAGGGGGCCAUAAAAUACCUAAAGGUGGAGCAGUUGUUCCGACUGGGUCUGAAGGCUCGGCCCGAAUGUCUUGAAGUUCUGGAGAGAUGUUGCUGGAAUCUGGAGCAGGCCAGUACCCAAAUGUUAGACUCCUAUGGUUCAUCUAGACCUAGGUUCUAACAGCUGAAGGCGUGAACCAAGAUGUUCUCCAUUCCAUUGCAGUCAAUGAGAUUUAAGUGUCAACUGCAGCCCACUGAUUCUGGACCAGUCAUAGGUAGUUGCAGGUCAUUUGAAUUUUCAUUGCUUUACUGUUUAUAAUUAAUGCAAGACAAAUCAUGCAAAACUCACCUGUACUUGAAUUUCAAUAGUGCAAUGUAAAACAAUAGUGCACAGAAAACUAAGGAACAGUGUACAUCAGAUUUUGUUUUAUAUGUCCUGCUGAUUAUUUAUUAAGUUUUUUCAUUUAAUAAUUAGAUAAAUGUCUGUUUUUAUUGAGGUGACUUUACAAUACACUCUAGUUUGAAUUUACAUUCAGUCUGUGAAAUGUUUCAGAAUAUUUUAUUCAGGAGUGUAAGAAUGAUCUCAAGUGUUGUGGAGGUACAAUAUAAAACUUGUCUGUUUUUGUCAUGAAUAUUAAUUAUGUUAUAUGAUGUUUGCCUAACUGCUUUGCUGAAAGGUAGACAUUGGUAAGUAGGUACUAGUCAUUGUAGGAUAUGCCAAACUGGUGCAUACCAAUCCCUAACCCUGGCAUGAGAAAUGGUAAGGGAGGGGGAGGAGGGGCUUAAAAAUCUUAAAGUGGUGGUACAUGUCCCUCCAGUGUUAUAGUGGUUGCUAUGCCCAUGACUGUACUGGCACGAGAAACAUUUGAUUUGAUUAAUUUUAUAGACCCUUAUUCUCUUGUCCUCCUAUUAACUUGUUGCAUGCAACUCACAGACUUUGUUGUCGCUAAUUUAACAAAAGCUAGAUUGUAUUUAUCCUUAGUGGUCUUUUGAGUGGUGUUAGAAUAAAUAUAUUUUUUAAUGUGCCACGUAUUUAUUAGGCAACAAUUAAUUUCGUUCUUAGUUUUGUUGGUCCUCUUCAUUCUCAUGUGGUUGAUCACAGGACCACCAAAGACAUCAGUCACGUUUUGUAAUUCGAUUUGUUUGGUGGUUGUGGUUUACACUGUUGCUGCUUAGGCUACCAUUUUGAAUGAAGAACAUGGGGUUUACCUAAUAAGUGAACACUGGACUCACUGAAUACUCCAAACUCCAUUACGCGCUUCGCGGUUUGCUCAGGUUCAUAUCAAAGGAAAUGCAAUUAGUAUUUGUGUGAAAAGUAGAUAGUUUGUUACAUAAAUUUGAUAAAUGACUAGAAAUGAAUUACAGCUUUUUGUGUUCUUCAAUCUUCUCUAAGUUCAAAGUUUGCUACUCUUUGUCAAUUAUAGUUCUCUAAUAUACUGUAUGUCACAAACUUUGAAUCAAUCACACGCAGACAUCUGGCUCAGCACUUUAAGACUUCUGCUCUGUGUUUGUGUGCUUAGUCAUUUUAUGUGCUUCUUUGUUUAGCUGCUCAGUAUUACAGUUGUUCUUUCUGGUUUUGUGUAUAUUUAUGCAAAUUUAGUUGCAAUACAUUUUUUGAAUUAUAGCCUGUGUCAGUGCUCACGUCAUGUAGGUUGCAUUCUACUCUUUCUGAAGUGGUUGGCAGAAUAAUAAUUAAUAUUAUUAUUAUAAUUAUUGAAAAAGCUUUAUAAAUGUGUAUUGUAUAAUUAUUUAUCUGUAUUUUUGUAA